UGCCUGUCAAUUGUUGCUGAUUGCAAAGAGCACAGCCCACUGAUGUUUUGUUACAAUCGUGCAAACAAAACAACUUGCCCAAACAACUCGCUCUCUUGUUUCGCCACCUCUCCGUCUGCUCACUGUCUUUCUAUUUCCUCUUUUCAUUCCAACAAAUCCUAGCCCUAUUACAUGCAAACAAUGAUGUCAUCCCGUCGAAGACGACAGAGACUUAUCACUUCCACGACUUCAUUCUCCACUCAAAGAGCACUUUACAUUGUCGAAAUUCUUGAACACAUUCUCUCAUUUGUCAGUCAACAUGUUCUCCGUAAUAUCACAUGCCUUGUCUGCCGCCAAUGGAACGCUUUAUCUCAGCGCUUUAUGCUUUAUGAAACUCUUUGGGCCUCCAACUUCCAGCCAGAGAGACGCCUUGAUGUCAUGACCAAAUUUUCACACUGUCAAAUCCUCACCUUGACCCCUGAUGCUCCCGAGCGACGUUCACUCCCUUAUACUUGGCCUAACGCCAGCCAUGGUCAACGACAGAUUGCCUGGCGCGAGGUCCUUAGCCAUCUUCAGAAUGCUUCUAAGGAGCAGCAACUAGGCAUGAUCAGGGUUCUAAAUUUAAGGGGAUACUUAGACGUCCGAGUCUUCCAUAGAAUUGUUGAACAGUGUCUAGCCUCGCAACUUGUGGUUUUGCAAUUCGAAGCUUUCAAACCUGGUGAUUACUUUUACCUGGAGAAAAUACUGAAAAAUUGUCCUAGACUUGAAGUAUUGAAGGUAGAACCACAAUCUGACAAUGUGCACGAGCAAGCUAUUCCAGGCGCAAGCCGUGAGGAUCCAGCUUGUGUUCGAGAAGCAGUCACUGCCUUACGCGAACGACAGGUGAUUGAACCAUUGGAAUGGACAAAUAAAUUGCGUCUCAAAACCCUGGUCUUGUGUAGACCCAUGGUAUCUCAACGUGUACUUCAGGCGAUAUUAGGAGCAUGUCCAGAUAUCAAGGUACUCAAGUUGAUUUCCGUGAUCGAGCGUGCCUCCAAUCCGUUAGGCAUUAGUCCUUUCGUCGCCGGAGGUUAUGACGCACAUACAGCUUACCAGCUAUUGCAUGGUACCUCGCCAUUUGAUCUUGAAAUCCUCAUCGCGCAUAUUGCUCGAUCUUGUCCAGCGCUACACACAUUUCAUUUCUCACUCGAUUCACGGAAAAUCUGUCCUGAGACCCUGAGACUUAUCCUGAGUCGUCUUCCUAUGGUCCGACACUGGAGUUUUGCUACGCGUGAUCUUUUUGAUCCUAUUAUGCUUCCCUUGGUUCACAGCAAGGCUGUUAUCUUGAAUCGGCUGACGACACUGGAGCUCAAAGGCACAGGGCUCUCGGACCCUGAUAGAUCAACCAGUGUUCUGAGUAAAACCCUGCAUGAGUUCUUAUGUACCGCUCCUACACUUGUGCAUCUUAUUGCACCAACUGUCACUUAUUAUACUGAAUAUCUUGAUCUCAAGAAAGCACUUGUUGGAUCCAAAGAUACCCAUCCAAACACGCCUCGAGCAGACGGUCGUUUUUGGGCAUGCCGAUCCCUUAGGACUUUACACCUUGAGGUCCGUGCUCGGUUUGAGUCUGAUACACUACAUCAUUCACGCGUUAUCUUUGGAUACCUCACUCGGGUGACACCUUGCCUUGAGGACAUACAGCUUCGUCGACCAUAUCUCUCUUUUUGGCUUGCAGGUGGCCUAUGUCUACUGUCCAGACUCCAUAAUUUAGAAAAGCUCAAACUCUGCUGCAGAUCCUACACAGGGUUUCAUGAAUCAGAUGUGCUGGAAUGGAUCAGACGAGAAGGCCAUCCUUGGGGUCGAGUCAGUACAAGUAAGAUUGCGGUGUCAUCUAGUGUAGCAGAUACAGCGCGCUUAAGUUGCAGGAUGGCGAUGAUUAGAGCAGGGCUGAUAUCUGCACCAAUUAGCUAUCAUUUGCCUGCAAGCUCAUCGUCGUUGUCGAUAUCAACUCUCACAUCUUCGAUGAUGGUGGCAUCAGAACUCCAGAUGAAGGACUUUGCGAAUCUGGGGGAUAUGAGGGAUAUUGACGAGCUACAAAUAGAGCGAAUGCUGCAAUACCAGCGUGGGCAACCGUGCUGGCCUAAACUUGAGAGUUUCACGGUCGUGCACGAUGGUUGGACUAACACAGAUGUGACAACGGGUAUCAAGAAGCUACGUCCUGAUAUCCAAUUCCGGAUUGAGACCCAAACUUACCAUCCGAACGAAUACAGCUAAAGAAUGAAAAAAAAAAAAAAAGUGCAUGAAAAAAGAUU
Lobosporangium transversale is the source of this 2270-nucleotide messenger RNA. RefSeq lists its product as hypothetical. The record is from RefSeq and is a predicted model, not a curated record. Lineage: Eukaryota; Fungi; Mortierellomycota; Mortierellomycetes; Mortierellales; Mortierellaceae. The transcript has a single exon. Gene Ontology annotation, molecular function: protein binding. Bases 172 to 2232 code for a protein of 686 amino acids.